This is a messenger RNA of Thamnophis sirtalis, 651 nucleotides long. The record is from RefSeq and is a predicted model, not a curated record. NCBI's taxonomy places the organism in Eukaryota, Metazoa, Chordata, Lepidosauria, Squamata, Natricidae.
AUGUCGCGCUCCUUCUAUGUGGAUUCGCUCAUCGUCAAGGACGCGGCGGUGGCGGCGAGGCCGGUGGUGCCUGCCCUGCCGGAGCCGCCCCCGCCGCCCCCCGGCCAGGACUUCCUCAUUCCGCUGGGCGUGCCGGCGCCGCUGGUGAUGUCCGUGGCCGGCGGGCCCGCCUGCCCGUCGCGCAAGAGCGGCGGCUCCUUCUGCGUCUGCCCGCUCUGUGUCACCUCGCACCUGCACGCCACGGCGCGGGCGGGCGCGGCGGGCGGAGGCGCCGCCGCCGCUUCCCUCCCGCUGCUCAAGGGCCACUUCGGUCCCGGAGGAGCCGGGCAGGGCGGCGAGGGCCAGUUCUGCCCCCGGAUGAGCCACGUCCAGCAGCAGACGGCCCCGCAGCAGCAGCAGCCGCCCCUCGGCUCGGUGGCAUCCGCGGCGGCGGCGGCGGCUCAAGCCUUAGCCCACCCACCUGUUUGCGCAGCGGCCGCCUACGGCAUGAGCGACCCCCGGCGUUUCCACUGCCUCGGCCUGGGAAAUGCCCCAAGUAUGCUUAAUGCAAGCUUGAGACUGUGCACAAUGCAGGUAUGUGCAUGCAAAGGAGGGGAGGAUAUGCCAAAAGUAGAAAGUGGAGAAUCAAUGAAUUUAUGCAGAAAUGUGUGA